ACCCACGUGACCCCACCCCUGGCCCAACCCCGCUCUCGCGAGACUCGGCGCGCGCACCCCGGAAGCGGCGGUAGCGGAACCCGGAAGUGGCGGCGGGGCAGGAUGGAAGACACGCUCUUCCAGCUGAAGUUUACAGCAAAGCAGCUGGAGAAGCUCGCCAAAAAAGCUGAGAAAGAUUCCAAGGCUGAGCAAGCCAAAGUUAAAAAGGCUCUUCAACAGAAGAAUGUGGAAUGUGCUCGUGUCUACGCAGAGAAUGCCAUCCGCAAGAAGAAUGAGGGGCUUAACUGGCUCCGCAUGUCUUCCCGGGUGGAUGCAGUGGCCUCCAAGGUCCAGACAGCAGUGACGAUGAAGGGGGUGACGAAGAAUAUGGCACAGGUGACCAAGGCCUUGGACAAGGCUCUGAGCUCCAUGGACUUGCAGAAGGUGUCUGCGGUGAUGGAUAAAUUUGAGCAGCAGGUUCAGAAUUUGGAUGUUCAUACGUCGGUCAUGGAAGACUCCAUGAGCUCUGCUACCACGCUGACCACGCCACAAGAACAGGUGGACAGCCUCAUCGUGCAAAUCGCUGAGGAGAAUGGCCUAGAGAUCAUGGACCAGCUCAACCAGCUCCCCGAGGGGGCUUCGGCAGUGGGAGAGAGCUCAGUCCGCUCCCAGGAAGACCAGCUGUCACGGAGAUUGGCCGCCCUGCGGAAUUAAGGUCUCCUGUCACCCCUGCAGACUGCUGCCCCACACUGGUGGUAUGGUGUGUGGGGUGGAGGGGCCUGGGACUCCUUCCCCACCUCUGCUGCAUCCUUGCUGUGACCUGCUGGCCAGGCAGAGUCUGCCGUCCCUUCCUCCGGCAACAACAUCCCCAGCCCAGCCUGCCUGCAUCUAGACUCUUUUUUUUUUGGAUGUGACGGUGAUGACUUUUCCCAGAGCAGGCAGUGAUCCUGGCAGGGGGGUUUCUGAGCAGAGGCUGCCUCUCUCUGGGCUGGAGGAAUGCUUUGCUGGUUCUGAUUUCAGGGUGUUUUUCAUUUGAGGGUUGCUGCUGGUUUCUGGCAGCGUCCCACGACACAAUGUCCUGAUUUAACACUAAACAGAUCGUUCUGGGGGCAGGUUGUAGUGUCUUCUGGGGCGUUGCCCCCCCGACUCUGUGCGUAGCACACUUCUGUUAUCUGUUUUAGACUGAGUCUCCAAGCUGGGGGCUGAGUUUUCCUUGGGGCCCACAGCAAGGAGCUGUUUACAGGGAGCAGAGAGAUCCCUAUGGAGCCGCCUUCCUGUCCCAGUAGUUUAGGAAGGGCCGUUUUCCUGGCUGUGGUGUUUCUGGGAGGCUUAGCGCCUUGCAGGAAGUGGAGGUUAUGCCAUGGCAUCUUUUCCCUCGCAGUGACCUUCCCACGCCCUGGCUGCCCGGCUCGUAGCCGUGGGUGGGUGCCCCAUUUGCAGACUUCACCUUGCUGCUUUCUUGCUCCUUGUCCUGCCAGGCCGAACCUCCCUGGAGCUCUGUACCACGAAGUGGCCUUUGAAAAGCUUGUCCUGCCCUGCACAAGCCCCUGUGCGUGUGUGUGUAAAUCCAUAUGUUCCCCAUCUCCAGCCGCUGCAGUCUGGAAGUGGUUAGCCAGGCCCUGACCUCCCAUGUGGAGCUGGUCCCUGCCUGAUGUCCAGCAGCUGGGAAUGGAUUGCGGCAGCAUCCACCCCUGGGUUCACAGUGAUGGUGGCCGCAGCCUUGUCCCCAAAUGUCCCCCAGGAAUGGAUGGGUGGGACAGUAAAUGCUAAACCAUCCUGAGAGCGCAGCUGCCUGCACUGGCAGUGGCUUGUCCCCUGGGUAUCUGCUGCCAUUUCCUCUCCGCUGACCCCACCCUGCUGUAUUUGCUCUGUGCUGCUGGAACUUGGCUGGAUGAGUGGGCACUGCUUCCUGUGUCCCAUUUCUUCUCACAGCUCAUGAGGAAACGGGGCUGCUUGUCCUUUGGAGCCUUCAUCUGGGGCUGGAGUUUUCUGUGCCCAUUCUUCUCUGCGACUCCCAGGCACCACUGAUCUGCUGGACUGACGGAAAGCUCCUCAGGAAGGAAAUGUAGUUUCCUUUGGCUCUCACGAGGAGGAACUUUAACCUUCUUGCCGUAGGCUGUAGAUGUGUUCCAGGCAGCUGCCGGGUCCGGCUGCGCUGAGCUGUGCUGUGUGCAGCCAGGGGUGGCAGCUGGUCCCGCUGCAGUGGGGCAGCUCCAAUUUGUUGCUUUUAAAGGGAGUUUUAAGGCAUUCACAGCUGCUGCUUUGGGCUGUGCUGAGAGGAGGGAAGGGAGGUGUGGGGAAGAGGGGGUGGCAGCUCCCUCCCAGUGCUGGCUGCCCUCCCGGGCUGCCUGUGCAGGACUCGCUGUGGGCCAGGGCCCGUCUCCCCAGCACUUGCAGCACAAACACUCUUCAUUGGUUUUUUUACUUCUUUUGAGUUCAGUGGCCUUGGCAGCGUGUAUCUAGUGACCGACAGAGCUGCCUUCCCCUGCGUGCCGUGCUGGGGGUCCGGGGUGGUGGCUGAGGAGGAGGUGGCCUUGGGUUACAAAGUCACAGGUGCAUCAUGGAGCCUUGGAUUUUGUGCCGCCUCCCAAUGGGCCAGGCAGAAAGUGGGAGCCCCUCUGGGGACUUGUGCCUGCACUAUGGAGUGGAAUGGCUGGAUCCUGCUCCUCGUGGGGCAGCAGCCUGGCCCUGCGUGAGUGCCAACCAUGGGACUGGGGGCCAGGAUGUGCCCUGUGGCCUUAGGGGAGCCCCUGUCCCUGGAAUUGCUCCUUCUUUUCAUUGCAAUGGUUCUCUGUGGGUUUUUUUAAAGCUUGUCUCAUUUGCCUUUUUUCUUCUUCUCCAAACCUGUGUUGUUUACCUUCUGCUAUUUUAAAUAAAUGGUCCCUGAA
Molecule: messenger RNA, 2867 nt
Organism: Cuculus canorus (common cuckoo)
Lineage: Eukaryota; Metazoa; Chordata; Aves; Cuculiformes; Cuculidae
Gene: CHMP1A
Product: charged multivesicular body protein 1A
Exons: 7
Coding region: 103-693 (196 amino acids)
Biological process (GO): protein transport; late endosome to vacuole transport; endosome transport via multivesicular body sorting pathway
Cellular component (GO): multivesicular body; ESCRT III complex
Source: RefSeq, a predicted model, not a curated record